Molecule: messenger RNA, 2262 nt
Organism: Helianthus annuus (common sunflower)
Lineage: Eukaryota; Viridiplantae; Streptophyta; Magnoliopsida; Asterales; Asteraceae
Product: protein FAR1-RELATED SEQUENCE 5-like
Exons: 6
Coding region: 1-2262 (753 amino acids)
Biological process (GO): regulation of DNA-templated transcription
Molecular function (GO): zinc ion binding
Source: RefSeq, a predicted model, not a curated record
AUGAUUUCUGGUGAAGGAGAAUGUUUUGGUAGUGAAGGAGAAUGUUUUGGUAGUGAAGAUGAAUGUAUGGGAAAUCUUUAUGACGUUGGAGAUGAUAACAUUUCCAAGCGGGAGGAACGUGUAUGCAUAAACAGUGGAAGAAAGUUUUUCAAACCUAAAGUCAGUGGAUCUCUUACACCUGCUGUUGGAAUGCUUUUUAAGUCAUUUGAUGAGGCAUUUGCAUUUUAUCAGAGAUAUGCACUUGCUGCAGGUUUUUCUGCAAGAAAAAAUACCUCUUGGAAAAAUGUUGGUGGUUUAGUAAAAAUAAGAUAUAUUGUCUGUUCAAAAGAAGGAUUUCAUGUUUCCAAAGCAAUAGAUUCUGGUUCAGUUGAGAAUAGUAAAAAGAUUGUUAGACGUAAUAGAGGUUCAAAAAGAGUUGGAUGCAAUGCUCAUGUGAAACUAUUAUUAGAGGACAAUAAUAUGUUUAAAAUCUACUUCUUUGAAGAAGAACAUAAUCAUAUCUUUGUUGAAGAUGAAGAUAUUCAUUUCUUGCCGGCUGCUAGAAGUAUCGAUUAUGUGAAAGAAAGUUUUAUAUCUGGAUUGUCUGCAAUCAAUAUUGGACCUGUUAAAGCAUUCAAUAUUAUGAAAACAAUAUAUGGUGGUUUUGGUGAAGUUGGAGCUAGUAAAGUUGAUUGUAAGAAUUAUAGAAGGGAUUUGAAUCUUUACAUCGGAGAGUAUGAUGCAGAAAUGGUAGUUAGGCGCCUUAUUAGGAAGAAAGAAUGUUGUCCUGUGUUUGUUAACAUAUUUGGUUUUAAUGCUACUUAUAAAUCAAACAAGUAUGAUUUGGUUUUUGUACCAUUUACUGGUAUUGAUAAUCAUUUUAGGAAUGUCACAUUUGGUGGUGCAUUACUUGGUUCGGAGACUGCAGAUUCGUAUAGAUGGCUUUUAAGAUGCUUUGUUAAUGCUUUUGGAAGUGAGCCUAAAGUUGUUGUUACUGAUCAAGAUGCUGCAAUGAAGAGAGCUAUUAAGGAUGUACUUCCAAGAAGUAGGCAUAGGUUAUGUAUGUGGCAUAUAUGGGUGAAAUUGAAGGCAAAGGUUGGUCCUGUUUUGUCAGCAAACACUGAUUUUAAUACAAGAAUGACUCGUGUUGUUUGGAAUGAUACUAUUAUUCCAGAAGAUUUUGAAACUGAGUGGCAUUCAAUAAUGUCUACUUUUAGAUUGGAAAAUCAUGAGUGGUUAAAAGACAUGUACGAUCUUCGAUUUGAUUGGAUUCCUGCUUAUUACCAUGGAGAGGAUUUGGCUGGGCUUAUGCGUACUACGUCAAGAUGUGAAAGCGAGAAUUACUUCUUUGGUCAGAUUUGCAAUCCAAGAUGUACACUUGUUGAAUUUUUCACUCAUUUUGAGACUGCAAUAGAUAUUCAAAGGCAUGAGCAUAGGAGGAAUGAUCAUGAUACAAGGUAUAUUGAGUGUAAACCGUGGAGUGACUUUGUAUUGGAGAAACAAGCAUCAGAAAUAUACACCCAAACAAUUUUUAAGGAUAUUCAAAUUGAAAUUGAUGCUGCUAUUACAAAGUGUAUGUCAAAGUCUGUUGAUACUGUGGGUGAUGUUCAAUAUUUUGAAAUAAAGGAUUUCAGACAGCCAUGCACAUCUUUUUUCAAGGUGCAAUACAGCAAAGAAGAAGAUGGUUUAAGUAUAAAUUGUUCUUGCAAACGGUUUGAACAAUUUGGUAUAUUGUGCCGCCAUAUAUUUUACGUAUUACGGUAUGAGGAUAUUAGUGAGUUUCCUAGAAGAUAUGUUCAUAGAAGAUGGACGAGAGAUGUCGUUUCAAUGGGAUCAAAUCAUUCCAAUAUUCGAUUUGAUGAAAUUGGUAGGAAUAGUGAGAUUGAUAAAGUUUAUAGAGAGAUUGUUGUUGCAAAUGAGUACGUGGUUAAUAGGCUGGUUGGCGAUUUAGAUGAAUUGUGUCGUUACAGGGAUCAUAUUAAAAGUUAUAUUGAUAAAGCGGAUGAGGUUAUGGUUGCUGCGCUGCCUCCUACUCGCAAAGAAAGAUUUGCUGAUAUUGGAGGGAACAUAGAGAAAUCUGAUUCUAUGAUUCGUGUCCCCAUCAAAACAAGGACCAAAGGAUGCGGUGUACAAAAAAGGAUCAAGUCUAAUCGUGAGAUUGCAAUUCAGAAAUCAUCAAAGAUCCAGAAAUCGUGCCGUGUUUGUGGUGGAAAAGGACAUAACAGUCGAACAUGUAAAGAUAAGGUUUCUUCUAAUGCUAUAGGUUCUAGCAAUGGAAUGUAA